GAAAUGAUUCGAAGCGUUCCUAGGCGUUACUAAUUUCAAUAAAUAAAUAAAAAUUUCGUUUCUCUAUUCUAAUUAAGUCAGUCCAGGUGGAUAAAAGGGCAAAAUUUUCGUGCAGCACGCAAUGAUAACUAGAUGGAAACAUGCAAAAUUUGACGUCUUCUAUCGAUUCCGAACAUUUUGAUUGUCAAAUACUUCUAUUCAAGACGUGGUUUUAGAAAUUACUGGUGUAAAUAUUAGAGUAUUAACAAUAAAAUAAAUCAAGAAAUGACUGAAAGAAUGUGGACCACAGCAAUACCUUCUGAAGACAUACCAGGGAUUUUGAAAACUAUUCGUUUAUUUUUAGAGAAUAUCAAGUUCACUGAUACAAUUAAAGCUCUCGAAGCAGAAAUCAAAGCCCAUAAUUUCCAUUGUGCUUCCAUAUCGACUCCGAAAUUUCUUAUUUUAACCCCAUCUUCCAUAUCCACGUCUUGUAAGAAAAACAGAACUGAUUUGGGUUAUUAUCCGGUGAAUAUUUAUCCAAAAUGUUACCGAGUUCACAGCGUAGAAAAUGCAACCAGCCCUCAAGAUAUAGAUGUCUGCUAUGCAGAAGAAAUUCAUCCCCAUUACGAAGAUUCGCUCCAAUCUAUCAGUUCUGGUGAUAAACGUAAUAUGUUUCAAAAAGAUGGCCAAAAUUUAAUGUGUGUAACUUUUCGCUUACUUGAGUCGAUAAAAAUUCAAGUGAGUGAAUACAACAACAAUGAGCCUGAAGUUUGCUUAAGAUCUACAAAUACUGUAAACACUCUGAUAGAUAACAUGGACUUUUUGCUACCAAAAGCGUCAACAAAUUACUGUAAAAGGGUUAAAACAGCUGAAAAUUCAAAAGAAUUUGAGGAAGAAGUUGAAAUAAAUACUACAGUAUUAUCGACGUCAGAUUCAAAUGAACUUUCCGAACUCUACUAUCAACAUUUCGAGGAGUUUGAAAUACUCAACAAGUCAACCAACGAACCAUCGGAUUCAUUUACGAAAGCAAACUGGGGUGAUCCUGACGAUCCAGAAACGCAAAGUAACGAAGAAAACGAAACAACUGUCGAAGGAGUUGAGACAACAACUGUUAACAGACAAAUGGCCGAUUGUGAAAAAGCUGCCGAUGAAAAUAACGGACGUGAAUGUUGUUGUAGCAUUUGUAUGAACCAAGAAGAUGUGAUGGAUGAUGAUGAUAAAGUUUCAUAUACUGAAUACGCUGUUGCUUACGGGGCCGCCCCAAUUGAGGAUUAUUUCCCUAUAGACAUCCAUAAGAUCAAAUAUCACCUGUUAAAAGGAACUGAUCUUACCAAAGAAUUACUACUGCAGGCACUUAGAUGGCGUAUCACUCAGACCAGUGAUGAGAUAAGGUGCCGUGAAAUGGAAUUGUAUAUACGAAAUAAUUUGUUCGGAUUAAAAGUUGCAAAAAAAGAAUGCCAAUUUACCGGGUCAAUUAUAAAGAACUGUUUGGAAAGAGAGCCGGAUGCGAAUGGAGAGAUUAACGAUGUCCAAUCGAACGCCGCAAGAAUUUUGAACUGCUUUGCAUCUUUAAAAGUUGGAAGAGAUUAUUUAUGCCAAGACGAGCAGUUCUUAACAGAAACUCUGUUACCAUUUGUCAUAAAUGAAAAAUAUGAUAGUGUAAUAGUACAGGACAUGCUGAUUGCCACACUUCAAAAGUUAAGCCUUAGAAAACGAGCUAGGCAACUUAUGAUUGAAGGAGGUUUAAUCCAAUACCUUGUAACAUUUCUAACAAAUAAUUACGAAUCAUUGAAUGAUUACUGUUUGGAAUAUUCUGUUGCUUUAUUAAUGAACCUGUGCCUUCAACGGGAAGCAAAGAGCGUUUGCAAAAGUAUAUCAAGAGAAAUGGUGAGUCUAUUGACCACCAUUUUGUACACUACCAGGGAAUGCUGUAUGCCGUAUGUAAAUGGCACCCUCUUCGCCAUCUUGAGGGACAAAACAAUCAAUGCAGAUGCGAAGGAUGGAAAAUUGGGAGCGGCUAUAUUAGAACAAGCAAAGCUGACGAAAAGCGAGGAGAACAAGAACCAAUUGGAAUUUAUUUACAGGAUGCACGUGAGAGAUAAUUUCGACAUGUGUCCGUGCAGGUCAAACACAGGGCCGGAAAAUGAAUUAGAUUUAUUGGAACCGGAGCUAGACAUUUCAGACGGUGUUAGGAGUAGAUUUUAUGGGGAAAGUUUAUUGCAAUUUUAUAGGCUGGGAGGCAUACAAGGCUCUGAUGAAGGAGGUCAAUCAUCUUUAAAAUGUUUCUGCAAACCGGCUUCAUUGAACAGAAACGUCAAACCGUACAACGUAGCCGAACAAGGUAUUGUUACAACAAGGAAAAAUAAUAGCGUAAAAGUUACAUACGAAGUGUAUUUGGAUCCAGCAGAGAAAGACAAGCUUAUCAAAAAGAUAGAACAAGAGGAUGCUGAAUGCAGAAGUAUAGACCAACAACUGGACGAUCAGUGUGAAUUAGAAAGGGAGAAAAAGAAAGUGUCGUUCAAAAGUAGCGACUCCGAUAUGCGUGAGGUCUUUAUCAUCGGAGAAAGCUCACCUUGCAGUGACGAACAACAGAUACCAGAACAAGAAGGGCAACUUCCAAGUAUUCAGGAAGAAGAGCAACAGCCAGAAAUGGAAGAGAAAGGACAACAGGUAGAACUACAAGAAGAAGAGUCACAAACAGAAGUAGAACUAUUGCAAGUAACCGAACAACAAUCACAAACAGAAGAAGAACUAUUACAACUGGCCGAACAACAAUCAGAAACAGAAGAAGAACAUCAACAAGAAACAGAAGAAGAACAUCAACAAGAAACAGAAGAACAAGAGCAAAAACAAGAAGCUGGCGAAGAAGACUUUGAUCAAACUGAAUCAGAACAGUUCGAGACACUAGAAAUUUUGAAAGAAGCUGAGGAAAGUGUUUUUCCCUCGAUCGUACAGUACGAGACGGAGGAUAUACUUUCGGAAGGAAGGAAUAGCAAUGCAGUGUACGUACAAACGGAAUCCACUGAAAACGAAAAAAAGAAUGAAACCGAAACUCUCCCGAAUAUAGACUCGAAAAGGAGUGGCAAAAAACCCACAAGGAAGCCGGUUCCAAAGUAUACGAAGCACUCGCAACUAACCAAACCUGGUGGCACUGCUCCCGAUUAUUGGAAACAGAGGAAAGCACAUUGGGACCCCGUACAGCCAAAACCGAAACCAAAGCUGACUGAAUAUAAACAACCAAAACCAAUUUUAGCCCAAAGUAGACAACCGAAACCACUUUUACCUGACACCAGACAUCCAAAAUCGAGAUGUGAGAGAAACGAACAACCUCGGAUUAAUGAAAAACAGGACAUGCACAUGCCAGUGUCUUAUUUCGGUUGUUACAGGAAUUAUUCGGACGUUGGAAGAUUAUUUCUUAACAGUGCGAACCCAUGCACUUACACGUCUACCACAGUGUGUCCAGAUGAGCGCACGAAACGUAACAAAUACUCGUGCGGUUGCUAUGACAAAAUUAAAUGUUACGUGGCUCAACUUGAUAAUAAUUGUUGUAAUAAAAAUCCUAACCACCGCUGUUCGAAUAACGCAUAUGCCUGUUAUAAUAUGAUGGGUCUGACAUCUCCGGAAGUUGAAACUUCAACCCCCGAUAAUAGUUCGCAUACGAUUAACCUUAAGAAUAACAAAGUCAAUGUCGUUUCGUCAACGGAUGAUGUCGAUAUGACAAUACCGUACUAUAAUUGUGAGGUUCUAUGUGAGAGCUCAAAAAUUAUGCAAUCAAAUCAGUGCCAUUAUUAUAAGGUUGUCUUCCAGUCAAGACCAAAAAUUGGAAGGACCCCGCCUCAUUAACAUAUACGUGUAACAUAUUGUAUUUCAAACAUUGCUAUUUAUGAAUUUUAUUGCUUUUCUAAUUCGAUUGUUACUAAAGUAAACGUUAAUAAAUACAUAAACUAUA
This is a messenger RNA of Agrilus planipennis (emerald ash borer), 3928 nucleotides long. RefSeq lists its product as uncharacterized. Gene Ontology annotation, cellular component: ciliary basal body; centriole; ciliary tip. The transcript is spliced from 14 exons. Lineage: Eukaryota; Metazoa; Arthropoda; Insecta; Coleoptera; Buprestidae. The record is from RefSeq and is a predicted model, not a curated record. Gene Ontology annotation, biological process: cilium assembly. Bases 265 to 3822 code for a protein of 1185 amino acids.